Molecule: messenger RNA, 489 nt
Organism: Drosophila ficusphila
Lineage: Eukaryota; Metazoa; Arthropoda; Insecta; Diptera; Drosophilidae
Exons: 2
Coding region: 1-489 (162 amino acids)
Source: RefSeq, a predicted model, not a curated record
AUGGCUUCCAGUAGAGCUGUCUUUUUUAAAGACAACAGAAAGCUUAUUGUGGAGUCCCUUGAGACAAAUUGCGAUCACGAUUAUGUGGAGUACUUCCAAAAGGCAACCAAUUCGAGCCAAAAUAUACACACUUUCCGAGUGACAAAAUUGGUUUCUGCUUUUAGCAUCGAUGUCGUAGAAAAGGUAACAAAAACACAGAGACUCUUUUAUAAAACCAAAAUUAGUGGGGGCUGCGAUUUCAUAAACCAUCCGAUGCUGUACAAAUUAUUAGGCGAAAGCUAUCGCAAAAUGACAGUAAAUGGAAGUUUUAUAAAAUGUCCAGUAAAGCCGCAGAUUUACUAUUUAAAAACCGAUGGCCCAUCAUCGAUAACUCCCAGAAUCCAUUCGCCUGGACGCUUUCAGCUUACAAUACGGGUUAAAGUGCCGGAAAGUUCUCAACCAUUCGCUUUGGAAAUGUUGUGGAAGUACAAAAUUGUUUUUGUCAAAUAA